Molecule: messenger RNA, 837 nt
Organism: Akanthomyces muscarius
Lineage: Eukaryota; Fungi; Ascomycota; Sordariomycetes; Hypocreales; Cordycipitaceae
Exons: 1
Coding region: 1-837 (278 amino acids)
Biological process (GO): protein processing
Cellular component (GO): Dsc E3 ubiquitin ligase complex; endoplasmic reticulum
Source: RefSeq, a predicted model, not a curated record
AUGGCAUCGACAACCGCCCCCGCGCCCGCGCCGCCCGCUCUGCUCAUCACCGUCCGCUUCUCCAACGGCCUGCCCGACCUAGCCACCGACGUGCCCUCGCCGCACACCACCACGGUGCUCGCCUUCAAGCACGGCCUGCGCGCGCGCAUCGCCUCGCGCAGCCGCCUGCGCCUCAUCUACCAGGGCCGCAUCCUCGCCGACGCCGCCUCCCUCGCCAGCGUCCUCAAGCCGCUGCCCGCCGCGCCGCCGCCUCCGCCGGCGGACCCCAAGGGCAAGGCCGUCGACAAGCCGCUCCCCGUCCGCGUCUACCUCAAUUGCUCCAUCGGCGAUGAGCUCAGCACCACCGAGCUCGACGCCGAAGAAGUCGCUGCCGCCGAACCCCCCAAAGGCGACGGCAGCACCGGCGGUGCGGGCGAGGCGUCGGCGUGGAAGAAGCCGCGCCCCCGGGGCUUCGAUCGCCUCCUCCAGGCGGGCUUCACGCAGUCGGAAAUCGCGACGCUGCGCACGCAGUUCGCGUCCAUCCACACGGAGCGUUUCGCCUCGGACGCCAUGCCCUCCCCGGACACGAUGCGCGGCAUGGAGGACGCCUGGAUCGACGGCAACGCCGGCGAGCUGCCCUCGGCCGCCAGCCCCCUCGAGGACGACAUCACCAACAUGUCCACCGUCCUCGACAUCAUGAUCCGCGCCAUGAUGAUUGGCUUCUUCUUCCCCCUCGGCAGCAUCACCUGGCUGCUGCGCCAGGACGUCUGGGGCGAAAAGUGGCGCAUCUUUGUCGGCUCCGGCGUCGUCCUGAGCCUGACGGUUGGCAUCUUCAUGACCAUGGGUAGCGAGCGGUAG